This is a messenger RNA of Erigeron canadensis, 2575 nucleotides long. Its product is annotated as long chain acyl-CoA synthetase 6, peroxisomal-like. Gene Ontology annotation, cellular component: endoplasmic reticulum; membrane. Lineage: Eukaryota; Viridiplantae; Streptophyta; Magnoliopsida; Asterales; Asteraceae. The coding region runs from base 157 to 2244 and encodes 695 amino acids. The record is from RefSeq and is a predicted model, not a curated record. The transcript is spliced from 23 exons. Gene Ontology annotation, molecular function: long-chain fatty acid-CoA ligase activity. Gene Ontology annotation, biological process: fatty acid metabolic process.
AAAAAAUAAAAUAAUAUAUACACACACCUAUAUAUAUACACAUCACAUACACGCAAUAUAGUAUUAAAUAUAUAUAUAUAUAUAUAUCCACACUGCCUUGAAUCUAGAGAACCAGAAGAUAAGCUCACAUUUUCACCAAUUUCAAAAAAUAAUUUAAUGGAGACUAAAGCCAGCCGCCGGCUUCAAACAAUUCAGAACCACAUUUCCACUACCGCCGGCGAUAGUCCGUCGGCUGUGCAACUGAACGCCACCUCCGGCGAGUUUUUUGUUGAACAAGGGUACAGUGUUGUCCUUCCUGAGAAAUUGCAAACAGGGAAGUGGAAUGUUUACAGAUCUGCUGCUUCUCCGUUGAAGCUAGUCAGUAGUUUUCCUGAUCAUCCCCACAUUGGCACCUUGCAUGACAAUUUUGUGUAUGCAUCAGAAACCUACCGAGAUUACAAGUAUAUGGGCUCCAGGAUUUCGGCAGAUGGAACUAUUGGAGACUACAAGUGGACAACUUAUGGGGAAGCAGCCACAGCUCGGUCAGCUAUUGGCUCUGGAUUAGUGGCCCACGGAAUACCAAAGGGAUCAUGUAUCGGACUCUAUUUUAUCAACCGACCAGAGUGGCUCGUUGUUGAUCAUGCUUGCUCCGCGUAUUCAUACAUAUCUGUCCCUUUAUAUGAUACCCUUGGUCCAGAUGCUGUAAAGUUCAUUGUGAAUCACUCUUCUGCACAAGCCAUAUUCUGUGUGCCAGAGACACUGCAAACUAUUCUGAGCUUUUUGUCUGAGAUUCCUUCUGUACGUUUGAUAGUGGUGGUUGGAGGCGUUGAUGAACUCAUUCCAUCUCUUCCAUCAGCGACAGGGGUCAAGGUUGUAUCAUUUUCAAAACUUUUCAAUCAGGGAAGUAAAAACCAUCACCCUUUUCGUCCACCAAAACCAGAUGAUGUUGCUACAAUAUGCUAUACAAGUGGUACAACUGGGACACCAAAGGGAGCUGUACUUUCUCAUGGAAACCUGAUUGCAAAUGUUGCCGGUGGAAGUUAUGGACUUAAAUUCUUUCCAUCAGAUGUAUAUAUAUCUUAUCUUCCUUUGGCACACAUAUAUGAAAGAGCCAACCAGGUCAUAUUGGUGUACUAUGGUGCCUCUGUUGGAUUUUUUCAGGGAGACAGCUUGAAAUUAUUGGAUGACAUGGCUGUAUUAAGGCCUACUGUGUUUGCCAGUGUUCCUCGAUUAUACAACAGAGUAUAUGAUGGUAUUAUAAAUGCAGUGAAGUCAUCUGGUGGUCUGAAAGAAAGGAUCUUUAAUGCUGCAUAUAAUGCGAGGCAUCAAGCAUUACUAAAAGGCAAGAAGGCAUCACCUAUGUGGGACAGAUUAGUAUUUAACAAAAUAAAAGACAAGCUUGGUGGACGUGUUCGUUUUAUGGUUUCUGGUGCCUCACCCUUGUCUCCGGAUGUCAUGGACUUCCUUAAAGUGUGUUUUGGCUGUCCAGUAAUGGAGGGGUAUGGAAUGACUGAGAGUUCCUGUGUUAUAACUUUUAUGCAACAGAAUGAUAACCUCUCGGGUCAUGUAGGCCCUCCUAAUCCUGCCUGUGAAGUGAAGCUUGUAGAUGUUCCUGAAAUGAACUAUUUAUCGGACGAUCAACCAUACCCUCGUGGUGAGAUCUGUGUGAGGGGGCCAAUUGUCUUCCAAGGCUACUACAAAGAUGAAGUACAAACGAGAGAAGUAAUCGAUGAAGAAGGAUGGCUUCAUACCGGAGACAUAGGAUUGUGGUGGCCUGGAGGCCGCUUAAAGAUUAUUGAUAGGAAAAAGAACAUAUUUAAACUUGCGCAAGGAGAGUACAUAGCCCCAGAGAAAAUUGAGAAUGUAUAUGCUAAGAGCAAAUUUGUGGCACAAUGCUUUAUUUAUGGUGACAGCUUCAACGCUGCCUUAGUCGCUAUUGUCUGUGUGGACCCUGAGAUGCUCAAAGAAUGGGCUACUAAGGAAGGAAUAAAGUUUGAAAGUCUAGAACAAUUGUGCAAUGACCCAAGGGCAAAGGCAGCGGUCCUGGCUGACAUGGACGCAACUGGAAAACAAGCUCAGUUGAGAGGAUUUGAGUUUGCAAGAUCCAUCACUUUGGUAGCUGAGCCAUUCACCAUGGAUAACGGUUUGCUUACUCCAACUUUUAAGGUAAAAAGGCCACAAGCAAAGGCAUACUUUGCAAAAGCAAUAGCUGAUAUGUAUGAAGAGGUUGCAGCAUCCGAAUCUUCAGGUAGAAAAAUUCUGUGAAGGGAGAAGGACAACAAACGUAUUGUUGUAAGUGGUGCAAUUUGGUUACACAAUUGCUCCCUCUUUAAGAACAACACAAAGAUUCUACCCGAAGAGCACAUUCAUUAUACAAGACUGCAGUAUAUUGUGACCAUAUUGUGGUGUAUAUGAACUCUCAGUUAUGUUGUGAACUUCUUUCUUACCCUACAAAUUAAAGUUUUUUUUUUCUUUAUUAAAACCAAAAAAUAUUAAUUUAGAUAUUCAAAGGGUGCCUAUAGUUGUUGAAAACUAAAGUGUAUUCUAGAAAAACUUUCAACAGAAAUAUGGAAAACAAAAAACGGCUUCCAGGAAA